AUGGCGAAGAAGAAGAGAGUGGUUCGAAAGCCUGCUUCCCACUCGCCGGAUCAUGGUUCUGUACUUGAUACGCAUGACGGAGAAGAUGUAGGAAAUGGUGCUGAUUCCUCAACUGGUCUGAAUCUCAUUGCAGGAGUGGUGAAUUCAGGAGAAAACAAUCCGACUACUUGUCGACAUGAGCAUCAGCCUGGUUUGAUGGAUGAUCCGAUCAUCCAAAGCAAUUCGAAUUGGGCUGAAGAGAUGGAGACGAUGCCGGAAUCUGAGAUCGGCAAGGGUUGUUACCAUGAAUCAGCGAAAUCACAUUGGCAAUCCUUUUCUAAGGAAAACAUGUUUGGUCGUGAUCCAAUGCUCUCCUAUUCUAAGCCUCUGAUCAAGAAUGGGAUGAGGAUUGCUCAAGUGGAUCCAGAAGAGGUGCUUAUGCAGACUGCUAGCUGGAGUUCGGCUGUUAUCUGCAUGGUUUUGGGAGCAAAUCCUCCUAUGGCAGUUUUUGAGGGUUUCAUCAAGCGAAUUUGGGGACAUCUUGGGAUCGCUCAAGUGGCUAGAAUGACAAUGGGGUUGAUUAUGGUUAGAUUCAAUGAUGAUGCUACAAGAAAUCAGGUCUUAGAGUCAGGGGUUCUUCAUUUUGAUCGAAAGCCUGUUAUUAUCAGGCCUUGGACUGCAGACUUGAAUGCUCUAAAGCUUGUGCAAUUUGUGCCCUUAUGGAUCCGAUUACACGACUUGGGUCUACAGUACUGGGGGAACAAGAGCUUAAGUGCCUUAGUUAGCACUAUUGGGAAACCAAUUAUGGUUGAUCAACAUACUAAGGAUCGUACUAGAGUCCAGUUUGCUCGGGUCUUGGUUGAGAUGGAUAUUACGGAUUCUCCUCCUCGUAUUAUCCAAUUUCUUAAUGAACAUGUUCAGUUAGUGGAGCAGGGCAUUGAUUACGAAUGGCUUCCUGUGAAGUGUAAGAGUUGCUCAGGGUAUGGGCAUAUUAUGGCUGACUGCCGUAAGGGGGAAAUGAUUACUAAAGGGAAACUGAAAGUUGCAGAAAAGGUUGAAGCAGCUUCCAAUGCUCAGGAUCUAAAGACUUCGGUGGAGGUGGCAAGGGUUAAUCCUGAUGUUCAGCUGGACAAUAAAGUUAAGGCACCACCUACUCAGGAUAAAGAAUGGCUUGUUCCUAAAAUAAAAGUUCAAGCAAAGGGGCAAGGAACUCAAGAGUAUGCUAAACCAGGUUCGGCUAGACAGGAAGUGAAGACAUCUGGGAAUGCUUUUAGCAUUUUGCAAGAUUCAGGAACUAGUUUGAAGAAGGGUUCAGUGCCCACUGUGGCAAAGGAGUUAGGAGUUGGAGCUUUGAUUGAAACUAAGUUGAAGGAGAAAAAGGUAACUGAAAUGAUGAUGACUAAAUUCAGUGGCUGGGAUUACUAUAAUAGCCCAGUUAUUGAGGGCCGGUUGCUUAUUAUUUGGAGGAAGAAAUUUGUCAGAGUGAUUGUCAUCUCUGAAUCCACUCAGUUUGUGCAUUGCUUUGUUAAAAUGACAGGUCAGGAUGGUGCUUUUUGUGCUACAUUUGUGUAUGGGUUAAACACCAUUGAUGCGAGGAAAAGUUUAUGGGAGGACCUUUUGAAGCUUAAAUUUCCUGUUAAGCCCUGGAUUCUGCUUGGAGACUUCAAUGCAGUGUUCAAUUGUGAUGACAGAGUUGGUGGGGUUCCUAUUGCUAUGAAGGACUUGAAUGAUUCUAAUUUGUGGCUAGCUCAGCCUCAGGUGGAAGCUCUCAAAAGGACUGGCUCAUUUUUCACUUGGUCUAACAACCAAGAAGGAGCUAAUAGAAUAUAUUCGCGAAUAGACCAUGCGUUGGUUAAUGAGGAUUGGCAUGACACUUUCCCUCAUUCUUUUGCUCGUUUUGCUUGGGAGACCUCAUCUGAUCACUGUUCUUGUGUCAUUGCUGCUUCUAUAUCAGAGAAGAUUGGGUUCAUACCUUUUCGUUAUUUUAAUUUCUGGGCUGAUCAUCAAGAUUUCAAAGGGACUGUUUUGGCCAGCUGGGAGAAACCUUUGGCUGUUAAGGGUUUGAAAGGUCUUUAUUAUAAACUCAUGAGAUUAAAGCAUUCUCUCAAGAAGUUUAAUAAGACAGCUAUUGGUGAUGUGGGGAAAGCUUUUACUGAUGCCAGGAAUAAAUACACUGAAGCUAGAUUUCAGGCUCAAAUGCAUCCGAGUGUUAUAGAGUACCAGAAUUUAGAGAAGUCUGCAGCUGAGAACUUAAGCAGGUUUGAAAAGAUGUACUUCAACUUUUUGAGACAACGUAGUAAGAUUAAUUGGCUUCAACAAGGGGAUGAGAACUCUGCCUUUUUUCAUGCCUAUCUGAAGAAAAGAAAGGUGGAGAACAGGAUUGCUACUUUUGUUAAUGACCAGGGGAGGAUAAACGAUAAGUUUUCUGAAGUAGUAGAUCACUUUUUAUCUCAUUUUCGUGGGUAUAUGGGGAGCAGAAGUACCACUACUAUGAAACUUAACUGUGAGUGUAUAGAAAAGGGUGCUAAGCUUAGCUUGGAGCAACAACUUGCUGUGCUGAAACCGUUCUCUAGCAAGGAAAUAAAACGUGUUCUGUUCAGUAUUCCGGAUGAUAAGUCCCCAGGGCCAGAUGGAUAUGGUUCGGGGUUUUUCAAAACCAUGUGGCCUGUUUUGGGAGCUGACUUUUGCAGUGCCAUAAUGGAUUUCUUCAACUCAGGGAUUAUGCCUGCUGAAUUUCAUGCCACGAUGAUAUCGUUGAUCCCUAAGAAGGAUAGCCCCUCUAGAGCUAUUGAUUAUCGCCCCAUUGCUUGUUGUUCUACAGUUUAUAAAUGCAUUGCCAAGUUAAUGUGUUUGAGGCUUGCGGAAGUACUGCCUUCAUUGGUCAACCAAAACCAAGGAGCUUUCAUUAAGGGUAGGUCUUUAGAUCAUAAUGUGAUGAUAUUGCAAGAUCUUCUGAAAAACUAUCAAAGAAAGCUUGUUUCUCCGAGAUGCACUAUAAAAAUUGGCAUAAGCAAAGCUUAUGAUACAAUCAGCUGGGAAUUCCUUGAAGCUUUGCUUACAGCUUUCAACUUUCCUAGUAAGUUUGUUCAGAGGGUGAUGAUCUGUGUUCGGUCUACUACCUAUUCUCUGUCUAUGAAUGGGAGGGUGCAAGGUAGCUUCAAAGGUGAGAAAGGGUUGCGGCAAGGUGACCCUUUAUCCCCGUUACUCUUUGUUCUUAUCAUGGAGUACCUGACUAGAAGACUUCAGCUAGCAACGAAUCACUCUUUAUUCAGAUUUCAUCCUAUGUGUAAGAGUCUAAAUCUCAUCAAUCUCUGCUUUGCAGAUGAUUUAAUUCUUUUUAGCAAAGGUACUAGACAAUCUCUGUUAGUUAUAAAGGAAAUUUUGGACGAGUUCACCAACACUUCAGGGCUAUCUGUCAGUAAAGAUAAAUCGCAAAUCUUCUUUGGUGGUGUUCAGGCAUCUGAAAGGAGUAGUAUACUUGCUGACUUUCAACUCACAGAAGGAGAUUUCCCUUUAAAAUAUUUGGGAGUGCCUCUUAGGCCUACUAGAUGGAGAGCUGAAGAUUGUGGCAUUAUAAUCAAGAAAAUACAUCAAAGGUUGCAUUCUUGGGCUAGUCAGCAUUUAUCUUUUGCUGGAAGGAUCCAAUUAAUUCACUCUGUGUUAUUUGGCCUUCGCAACUACUGGAUGAGCAUCUUUGUGCUUCCUCACAGUGUGACUAAGGAAGUUGAGAAAUUGUGUAGGGGAUUUUUAUGGGGCACUAAUGGAACUAGGAGCAAAAUUCAUGUUGCCUCCUGGGAUAAGGUUUGUCUUCCGAAGUCUUAUGGGGGACUUAGCUUCAAGAAUGGGGUUAAUUGGAAUCGAGCUAUACUUGCGAAAUUCAUCUGGGCCAUUUCUGAUAAAAAUGACCUGCUGUGGGUCAAGUGGAUCAACUCCAUCUACCUUAAAGGGGCUCCUUUCUGGUCGUAUGAACUUAAACCAGACACUAGCUGGUACUGGCGCAAGCUCUGCUACUUGAGACGCUGGUUCCCUAAAGCAGAUGUUGAAGCUGCUGGCUGUUUUGGAAAAUUCAAAGUUGCUGCUCUCUAUAACAGUUUAAUUCCUCAACCUCAGGUGUGUCCCUACUAUAAAGCUGUUUGGCACUCAUUGAAUGUUCCUAAGCACCGAUUCAUGCUGUGGAAAAUAGUGAAUUCCCAGCUUCUUACCAGGGACAAUUUGGUUCGUUUUCAUCUUGAUUUGAUCACUUUGGAUUGCCCUGUCUGUGGUAUCAGCCCAGAAUCUCAUGAUCAUCUGUUCUACAGAUGCAGUUUAUCUUCUCAAAUUGUUGACCAGAUUUUUUUUUGGUUAGGAGUGGCUGCUUGGCCUAAAGAUUUCAGAGGUUGGGUUAACUGGCUGAGCAUGAGGAUGACCGGUUUGGUGCACUGCAUCAGGGUCACUGUCCUGGCAGCUGUCAACUACUAUAUUUGGCUUAAUAGGAAUCAAUGCCUGUUUGAGGGUUGUUCUAGGUCGAGUUUACAUAUUGUAAAUGAUAUUAAAACUGUAGUGAAGUAUAGAUUACAUACUGUUAUACAUAGGAACCAUAGUAGACUUGAGAGAAAUUUGAACUCUGCUAAGAUGUCGCUCAGAAGGUCCGCUCGCACCAAUGCUAAUGUCUCCAACGUUGCUCCUGAGAGCAAUGAAUCCCCUCCGGUUCAUAGAAGGGCAGUGCGUGCUACUACCAACCAAAAUGUGCCGCCGCUGCCGGUUGACAACUCUACAGAAAUUGCCAGACUACAAUAG
Humulus lupulus (European hop) is the source of this 4755-nucleotide messenger RNA. RefSeq lists its product as uncharacterized. NCBI's taxonomy places the organism in Eukaryota, Viridiplantae, Streptophyta, Magnoliopsida, Rosales, Cannabaceae. The record is from RefSeq and is a predicted model, not a curated record. Bases 1 to 4755 code for a protein of 1584 amino acids. Gene Ontology annotation, molecular function: catalytic activity. The transcript has 3 exons.